Elaeis guineensis (African oil palm) is the source of this 1428-nucleotide messenger RNA. RefSeq names its product 26S proteasome regulatory subunit RPN13. Gene Ontology annotation, molecular function: endopeptidase activator activity; proteasome binding. Gene Ontology annotation, cellular component: proteasome regulatory particle, lid subcomplex; nucleus; cytoplasm. The record is from RefSeq and is a predicted model, not a curated record. Lineage: Eukaryota; Viridiplantae; Streptophyta; Magnoliopsida; Arecales; Arecaceae.
GAAACCCUUGGAAGUUUCUCGUUCGCAACCUCCACAACCCUCGGCCCUGAAGCAAGACUCCGCCCACCGCCGAUCUCAAUCGGUCGGAGAAAUCGUCGCAAUUCGAUCAAUUCUCCAAUCCCUUUUUUUUCUCGCUGGACGGUGAGAAGGGUCAUCGAUUUUUUGCUUCGGUUCUUUCCUCUGUUCCGAUUUACCAGAUUUUGCUUGCAGUCUGGAGCUAUGGGAUCGCCAACCAUGGAGGGAGUUGCUUCAUUGCAGGAAAUCAUGUUGGAGUUUCGUGCUGGCAAGAUGUUUCUUGAUGGAACACGAGUGGUUCCAGAUGCUCGCAAAGGACUUUUCCGCAUAGGAAGGGGCGAGGAAGGCUUGGUCCAUUUUCAGUGGCUUGAUCGGAGUCAGAAUAUAGUUGAAGAAGAUCAGAUCGUCUUCCCAGAUGAAGCUGUUUUUGUGAAGGUGACUCAAUCUUCUGAAAGAGUGUACAUCUUAAAGUUUAACUCCGAUGAUAGGAAGUUCUUUUUCUGGAUGCAGGAGCCAAGAGCUGAUGGAGACACACAGAUAUGCAACUCUGUGAAUAGCUACAUUAAUCGGCCUUUAGAUGUAAUUGGUGAAGAUGAGGCUGAAGCUUCGGUUCCUCUGCAAAUGUCUGUGAUGUCAGAAGAUACUGCUGAGGAUGAUGUCUCAUCCAGAGCUGGAAACUUGGUUGGUCAAAGCAUGUCUGUCGAGUUGGCUGGUGAAGUAACCUCGUCUGCUGGACCUGUACAAUUGGCAGAUUUACAAAGGAUUUUGCGAAGCAUUCAACCAUCAGAUGCUGUUGAAGAUCCUGAUGCAGGAUUAGGAUUAGGAGAUAUUUUGAAGCCUGAUUUAGUCAUGCCAUUGAUCGAAACUUUGCCACUUGAACAACAAUUGGCAUCAUAUUUACCAGAGGGUUCAUGGACUCCUGCUGAUCUCAUGGAAUUGUUGCAGUCUCCACUGUUCCGCCAGCAAGUAGAUGCAUUUACUCAUGUGCUUCGGACCGGACAGAUAGACCUGUCCCAGUUUGGAAUCAACCCAAGUAAAUAUAAAUUCACUGUUCUCUCUUUUCUUGAGGCUCUAGAAGACUCGGUGUUGAAAUCAUCAGAACCUGAAGGCGCACAGUCAAAGCAAGAUGAGAACAAGGAUGCUCAGUCACAGAGAUGUGGUGGAAGCGAUGCCAUGGAUGAAAGCUGACUGCACUGUAACAUUAUUUUCUUAUCAUUUUAUUCCCCAUCUGAGGGGAAGCAAAGGUGAGAGUGUUUGGGGAGCUUACCUCUCAUGGAUGAUCUGUAUGCUUUACCAGCGAGAAAGGCAUGCGAGAAUUGGAUGGUCAGCAUGAUCGUGACAUUCAUUUGGAUUACAGAUAUUGAUUGAUGCACACACAUAGAUCAAUAAACUGCUCAUUAUUUUCGAAUCUAA